CCGCAGUUACAAAUAGGUUACCAAUAUGCUAGCAAAAUAAACAUAACAAAAUACAGAAUGGAUCUUUUCCAGACUCAAACUUUCACCAACAUUAACGGCAGAAGUUAAGCGAUCAAAUUGAUCGUUUCCACGGACUAUUUGUCUUUUGACGAGUACAUUCAUAGACACAUUCUGACUCGACUGACUGACUUUUACUUUCUGACUGGUAUGCAUGACAAAUGAGCAACGUCCCUGCGAGUGUGAAGAUGUCUGCUUUGUUCUUGGCUGUCUGGGUUUUGUCUCCACGAUAAUGAUCCAACCCUCGGGCACUCAGCCGCAAUGGUGUCUGUCUGCUGGCAAGUCAGAACAAGAGCAAAGGCGCUGGAUGCAACUGAGUACUCCAGGAUUCGUAUAUAUUGACGUCUCGAACACUAUGCAAGUUUUGCGACGUACAAGCAACCAACUGCCCGGGUCAAGGAAGCUGCAAGGUGGAGUGUAACAUCACCUCCAUCUGCACCCAUGACGACGACGUGUGUGUGACUAUUUGGAGGAAGAAAGACGACAAUGUCACAUUUGACACCGUCUGCCACAACCCGGCUGAGAAGUUGUACGGCCUGGUCCUGGACGACUACAACAACAGCAAGUGUGAGAUGAAAGAAAGGAAAGGCAUGGGUUCGACCUUCUUCAUGUGCUCCUGUUCGGGGGAGGAGUGCAACGCACUGAUCAUUUUUAACACUUACAAGGAUUCCCAGGUUGCUGUCAUCAUAGUGAGCCUGGUUCCUCUUCUGGUCAUGGCCAUUUUGGUCAUUACUUCUUUCUACUGCUACCGAGUGUACCACCAGCGGCGAGCGAACGCAAAACGCAAGAAAGGUACCCCUCUGGACUUCAGCGACGCUCGCGGCAUCAUGGGGGACGACGAAGGUUCCGACAGCAGCUCAACGCACGCCAACAAUCUCAACCACAACACCGAUUUGUUGCCCAUUGAACUGGAUAUCCAGGUGGGGAAAGGUCGCUUUGCCGAAGUGUACAAGGCCAAACUCAAGCAGGGAUCCUCCGUCAGCGACGAGCAGGCUUUUGAGACCGUGGCGGUCAAAAUUUUCUCCUACGAGGAAUACGCCUCCUGGAAGAACGAGAAGGAAAUUUUCUCGGAUGCCGAUUUGAGGCACGAAAACGUGCUCCACUUCCUGACGGCCGAGGAGAGGAAGGUGCAGAGACAGUACUGGCUGAUCACGGCGUACCAACCGAGAGGCAACCUCCAAGAAUACUUGACCCACCGUAUUAUCAGCUGGCACGACUUGUGGUUACUGGGAGGAUCGCUUGCCAGUGGACUGGCUCAUCUUCACAGUCAUCACUUGCCGGGCGGCCGCUAUAAGGUGCCCAUUGCACACAGGGACAUUAAGAGCUCCAACAUACUGGUGAAGAGCGACCUGACCUGCUGCCUGUGUGACUUUGGCCUGGCGCUGCGGCUAGACAAUUCCCUGUCUGUGGAUGAGCUUGCAAACAGUGGACAGGUGGGAACAGCCAGGUACAUGGCACCGGAGGUCUUGGAGUCCAGGAUCAACCUGGAAAACAUUGAGUGCUUUAAACAGGCGGACGUGUACUCCAUGGCACUUGUACUGUGGGAGAUGAUUUCCAGGUGCAGCGCUAUUGGAGAGGUGAAAGAGUAUGAGCCUCCUUUUGGAAAUUUAAGGGAGCACCCAUGUGUAGAGAGCAUGAAGGACAGCGUGCUCCGAGACAGAGGAAGACCUGAGAUUCCCAACAGCUGGCUCAACCACACAGGCAUCCAGCUGGUUUGUUCCGCCAUCGACGAGUGCUGGGACCACGACCCGGAAGCCCGCCUGACAGCCCAGUGUAUGGUGGAACGCUUCGAAGACAUGGAGUAUUUGGACAAGCUGUCCGACUGCUCCGACUCGGAAGAGAAGAUCCCCGAAGAAAUCAUCGUGGUGGAUGAGAAGUAGAACUCAAAACACACCGCCCCCCUCUCGGGUGACACAAAAGCAAACUGGAAGAACUCCAAAGACAGAUGGACUUUUUGCACUCUUCUCAUCUCAUAUACAAACAAACAAACAAACAAACAAACAAACAAACAAACAGGGAUAUCACAAAUAUAAAGCUUUUAACCAAAUACUUUAUCUAUGCACACUAAAUGAGCAGUGCCUCUAAUGUUUCAGGCAUACAAAUGAAAAGGAAUGUGUAUUUAGAUUGCUAACGACACUAAUGUCCCAUGUGUAUGUUUCAUGGUGCAACGUAGCAGUGAUGCAUGUUUAAAGAACCCAUAGCAAUCAUUUGUGUUAAAAGCCACUUUGAAACCAAAAAAACAAAACAAAUCAGCCUCAAAGAUUAAAAACUGUCUGCGCGUGUGUUUGUGUGCGUGUGCGCAUGUGUGUGUGUGUGUGUGUGUGUCAUCUACAGUAAAUGAGGAAGUCUGUUUAAUCAUUAGCAGACAUUAAAAGGGAAUAAGGUAUGUAGUCUGUAAAAAUCAAACCUAAAUGUUUCAGCCUGCUGCGUGUAAAAAGAUGUAUUAUUUUUUUGUUUUGUUUUGUUUCUUCUUUUUUGACAGAAACAGGGAGUUUACGUCCCAUGGUUAGAAAGAAAAAUCCAUACCAAAGUCAUUUGUUUUGUACAGUAUUCAAAUAUAAUUACCAUAGGAGAUAUUAAGUGAUGUUAUUGAGGUUUUCAUGGGUUUGUCAGCUGGUUUGAGCAAGCCAGUGAAGUGAAAGAUGGACUGUAGUCUAUAUAUUACGCAAGCAAUGACAAAAGUAUGUUGCUAUUCUUUUUUAAUUUCAUAUCAGUACAGACUUCAACUCGAAACCUAUAUGCACAAUCUUGGAAAAUGUGCGUCCUCUGUUAUUUCACUUGUUUUAUUUUUCCCCAUCUUUGGUCAAAUUUCCCAGGAAUUGUCCUUGUUUACACUUUGAAUGACAAACUUAGUGUACAGCGGCUUUGUUGCUCUUUUUCUUCUCUUGUCGUCCUGCCUCCGUUAGACAUUAGCAGGAUCUAAGCCAAAGAAUCUCGCAUCACAGUUGGUCAUUUUCAUCUCUGUAUCGUUAUGAUAUUCCGGAUUAAACCUUUUAAUCUGUC
Syngnathus acus (greater pipefish) is the source of this 3060-nucleotide messenger RNA. It is a transcript of the gene tgfbr2b, whose product is annotated as transforming growth factor beta receptor 2b. Bases 630 to 1937 code for a protein of 435 amino acids. The record is from RefSeq and is a predicted model, not a curated record. NCBI's taxonomy places the organism in Eukaryota, Metazoa, Chordata, Actinopteri, Syngnathiformes, Syngnathidae. The transcript is spliced from 7 exons. Gene Ontology annotation, biological process: protein phosphorylation; cellular response to growth factor stimulus; transforming growth factor beta receptor signaling pathway. Gene Ontology annotation, cellular component: plasma membrane; signaling receptor complex. Gene Ontology annotation, molecular function: ATP binding; activin binding; activin receptor activity.